AUGGGUAAAAAGAUAAAGAAGGAAGUUGAACCUCCCCCUAAGGAUGUGUUCGACCCACUCACAAUUGAAAGCAAAAAAGCAGCCACUGUGGUGCUAAUGCUCAACUCUCCAGAGGAGGAGAUCUUAGCCAAAGCUUGCGAAGCCAUUUAUAAGUUUGCUUUGAAAGGUGAGGAGAAUAAAGCAACUCUCCUUGAACUUGGAGCUGUGGAGCCUUUGACCAAACUGCUUACCCACGAAGACAAAAUAGUAAGAAGAAACGCUACAAUGAUCUUUGGCAUCUUGGCUUCCAACAGUGAUGUUAAAAAGUUAUUGAGGGAGUUAGAGGUCAUGAAUUCUGUUAUUGCUCAGCUUGCUCCAGAAGAAGAAGUGGUAAUCCAUGAAUUUGCAAGUCUUUGUCUCGCAAACUUGUCGGUAGAGUACACAGGGAAAGUACAGAUAUAUGAGCACGGUGGACUGGAGCCACUCAUCAGACUGCUGAGUAGCCCAGACCCGGAUGUGAAGAAGAAUUCUAUUGAAUGCAUCUACAACUUGGUACAGGAUUUUCAGUGUCGGACUACACUCCAUGAACUAAACCCAAUCCCUCCGAUAUUAGAGCUCCUGAAGUCCGAGUAUCCCAUUAUCCAGCUGCUGGCUCUCAAAACCCUAGGUGUUAUUACGUGUGAUAAGGAGUCUCGGGCGAUGCUGAAAGAGAAUCAAGGGCUGGACCAACUCUCCAAGAUCCUGGAGACCAAGGAAUGGAAUGAUCUUCAUGUUGAAGCACUUGCAGUGAUAGCCAAUUGUCUGGAGGAUAUGGACACAGUGGUGCUGAUGCAGCAGACAGGGAUCCUCAGAAAACUACUUUCAUUCGCAGAGAACUCGACAGUUCCUGACAUCCAGAAGAAUUCAGCCAAGGCCAUUACUAAAGCGGCUUAUGAUGCUGAAAAUAGAAAAAUUUUUCAUGAACAAGAGGUUGAAAAAUGCCUGGUGGCCCUCCUGGGGUCUGAUAGUGAUGGAACCAAGAUUGCUGCUUCCCAAGCUAUUUCAGCCAUGAGUGAGAACUCCAGCAGCAAAGACUUUUUCAACACCCAGGGGAUUCCACAGAUAGUUCAGUUGCUCAGAAGUGACAAUGAGGAGGUGAGGGAGGCAGCUGCCCUGGCCCUGGCCAACCUGACCACCAGCAGCUCUGCAAAUGCCAAUGCAGCUGCAGAAGCUGACGCUAUUGAUCCACUGAUCAACAUCCUGUCGAGCAAGCGGGAUGGAGCCAUCGCCAACGCUGCCACUGUGCUGACCAACAUGGCCAUACAGGAGCCUCUUCGCUCCAUCAUCCAGGGUCACGACGUGAUGCAGGCGCUACUGGCCCCGCUGCACUCCACCAACACAGUGGUGCAGAGCACCGCAGCACUCACCGUGGCUUCCACCGCCUGCGACGUGGAGGCCCGCAACCAGCUGAGGAACUGUGGUGGUCUGGAGCCCCUGGUUGAGCUCCUGCACUCUAAAAAUGAUGAAGUACGAAGGCACGCGAGCUGGGCUGUGAUGGUCUGUGCCAGUGAUGAGGUGACGGCCGUUGAGCUAUGCAAGCUCGGGGCUCUAGAUAUCCUUGGAGAAAUUAAUCUAUCCGUAAGUCGGAAAAAUAAAUUCAGUGAGGCAGCCUAUAACAAAUUGCUUAACAACAAUCUUUCCCUGAAAUAUAGCCAGACUGGCUAUUUGUCAUCAAGCAACUUGAUUAGUGAUGGAUUCUAUGAUUGCGGUCGGAUAAAUCCUGGCACCAAACUUUUGCCGCUGAAGGAACUCAGCUUACAGGAGGUGAACGAUCAACGUGCUAUUCUAUUAGUCAACUGUAAAUCCGACAUUUCUCCACCGCCAUCUAUGGAGGAUAAAUCGUCAGAUGUUGGCUACGGACGAAGCAUUUCUUCUUCAUCUUCCUUAAGAAGGGCAAGCAGAGAGAAAACAAAAGAAAAAAGUUUUCAUUUUAGCGCUGGAUUUGGAUCACCCACAGAAGAAAAAUCAGAGCCCACAUCAGGACGGAACACUGCCCUUAGCAGAGGUGCUGCCAAAGAGAAAGGAUCAAGGAAAGGGAGGGGGAAAAAAGAAGAAGAGAAAGUAAAAGAGGAAGAAGAAAUCCUGGCAGUGCCCAAACUGACAGAAGGCAGCUCCGAAAAAGAAUGGUACCCUCCUCCUGACCCCGAGUUAUGUGUGUAUGUGUACGAGGUGACCAAGUCCAUACUGCCCAUCGUCAACAUUAAGGAUCAGAUUGAGGCGCUUGCCAAGUUUGUGGCAGAUAAAAUGGGCGGUAAAAUUCCAAAAGAGAAGAUGUCUGAUUUCAGCUGGGAACUUCACAUAAGUGAGCUGAAAUUUCAACUGAAAUCCAAUGUUAUACCCAUUGGACAUAUCAAGAAAGGAAUCUUUUAUCAUCGAGCUUUGCUUUUCAAGGUACUGGCUGAUAAAAUCGGUGUGGGCAGCUGCCUGGUGCGUGGUGAAUACAGCCGAGCGUGGAACGAAGUGAAGCUGCUGAAUGAGGCUCGGAAGGGCAUCAUCGGGCGCCUGCCCCCACCCGAAGAGUACAUCGUGGACCUCAUGUUCCACCCAGGGGCCCUGCUGAAGCUCCGCAGCAAAGAGGCCGACCUCUACCGCUUUCUUUAG
Messenger RNA from Cricetulus griseus (Chinese hamster), 2619 nucleotides. Lineage: Eukaryota; Metazoa; Chordata; Mammalia; Rodentia; Cricetidae. The record is from RefSeq and is a predicted model, not a curated record.